GCUAAGUUUUGAGUAAACAAAAAAUCAGAAAGGCAAAUUCUUCCAUUCCAGAGACCUUCUUCCUCAAUACCAAAAGGGGUAUAAAAAGGAAGAGGCACUGCCCAAAUAUGCAGACACCCGUUGCCUGUUUUUACAUUAAAUCGCUUCUGAUUCUGUGUUUGAUUGUCAAUCUGAGUUGUUUGAUCGAAAUGGCUGAAUCUGUAGAUUCAUCAAAGUCGUCGUCGCUUUCGUCUUCACCGUCGGCGGCGGCCGUCCACAUCGUUUACACCGAGAAGCCUCAGGAUGAGCAGCCUGAAGCCUACCACAUCCGAACCCUCGCCUCCGUCCUCGGCAGCGAGGGGGCCGCUAAGGAGGCGCUUAUUUACAGUUACAAGACGGCUGCCAGCGGUUUCUCCGCCAAGCUUACUCCCGAACAGGUCGCAGAAAUCUCGAAGCAACCCGGCGUUCUUCAGGUUGUCCCGAGCAGGACUCUCCAGCUGCAUUCUACACCAGGGCAGCUGCACUAGGGCACAAGAAACUCUCUUUUACCCUAGUAAUCAACAAAUCUACUAAACUAUGGUCUCUUUGUAUAAAGCAGUAUGACCUGUUCCCUGCACUAAGUGUUAUUGGUGUGUGCUUUACUCUAAUAAUAAUUCAAUCUGCAGUAUGAUUGGUUUUAUAUUUCAAUCUAUCCAACAUUGGUCU
This is a messenger RNA of Theobroma umbraticum, 684 nucleotides long. RefSeq names its product Proteinase inhibitor, propeptide. The record is from RefSeq and is a predicted model, not a curated record. NCBI's taxonomy places the organism in Eukaryota, Viridiplantae, Streptophyta, Magnoliopsida, Malvales, Malvaceae.